AUGGAGACAGACAAGGUCCAGGUUUCUGAGAAGUGUGCUGCUCAUAAAGCCAAGCACGCCCAGGUUGAAGAUGUUGAGGAUGAACCCCCAAAGCCUAAGCCCAAUUCUGGAAGAACGAACACCCAGUUCGAGCAAGCCUCCGCAGUGAUUGGCCCUCAGCUUGUGGCGGCUCAGAUGCAAAGGAAGAAGAAGAGAAAUCGGGGCUCCAAAAGCAAGCGGGGAAUUGGCAAGCCCACUGGAUUUGAGGAGUGGUGUACCGAUGGACCGAUGACACCUUCCGAGUACAGUGAGAAUCGUCUCAUUUAUCACCCGGAUCGAUCUUUCUUGGACCGACUUGAGGAGGCUUUUAUGCGAUUCCAGAGAAAGCGCCGCAUCGAACCUGCUCGGAGCAAUGUCUUCCACAAGUAUCUGCAGUAUGGAGGUGUUAGCGUUGGCCCUAACUUCGGGACUGGUGUUACUCCCAAGGAUAUGAAAGAGAUGAAUGCAGAGGAGAUUAUGCAGGCUCGUACCCAGACCCUGAUCGAGAAGGAGCGCGAGAGCCUGCAUAUCAGCUUUGAUCAAGUGGUUCGGGGCUUCCUUGGCUCUUUCUUCAUGACAUACUUCAACCCGGACAGUGUUGAGUCCAUUCAGCUCGCUACAGGUACCAUCCGGAACUUCCUGACAUUCCUGCUUUUCCAUGACGUAUGCCCAGAAUACAAAGAUGAUAUUCUUCAGGCCCGCAAGACAUGCACUAUUGCCAGUCUAGAGCUCUGGAAGAACUUGCAAUUGAUCCGCAAAGCGCCCGGGGAUUUCAACGAGGCGUGCUCAACGCUCUUCGGUGGACACUAUUUCGAAUCAAGCGACAAUAGCAGCUGGGCUACUUCGAGUAUGAGCUCUGAAAAGGCUCAGCUCAUCGUGAAGUACGCCAUAGCCGGCGCUGGUGUUCACGAAACCGCCUCCAGCUUUUGCCAGCAUGUCGAGGCCGGGACUUUAUCGGCAGAGAGAGUCCAGGAUAUCGAUGGCUUUGAGGUAAUUUCCGUUGCGCAGCCAGAUUAUACCACGUGUGACUUCUACCGGGAGUUCACAUUUCAUAUGAAGCUGAACCCCGUUGGAGUUGUCAAAGCCAAGUCAUUCCGUGAACCUGGUAAGCCAAAGAUUGAUUUGAGCCCCAAGGAGCGCUGGGAGUGGGAGCACGGUAAUGCGCCUAGCUAUGACUUUAUUUUCUUCGUUGAAAAAAGUCUUCUGGACCUUCUAUAUCCCCGUUUGAAGGUCGUGGCAAGUAUCUGGAAGAUGAAUUGCGGGGCCUACUACUUUGACCAGGUUUACUCAACGUUCCCAAGCUUCAAUAUCAGCAUCGCAAAUGAUAUGAUGCUGAACUGGAAGCGGCCCCGAGACCUCAGGGAUGAAGUGCAGACUUCGACGGAGCCAAAAGGUGGACUUUUUGUGGAAAUGGAUGAUACCGACAAUGACUGA
Molecule: messenger RNA, 1452 nt
Organism: Penicillium odoratum
Lineage: Eukaryota; Fungi; Ascomycota; Eurotiomycetes; Eurotiales; Aspergillaceae
Exons: 5
Coding region: 1-1452 (483 amino acids)
Biological process (GO): regulatory ncRNA-mediated gene silencing
Cellular component (GO): ARC complex
Source: RefSeq, a predicted model, not a curated record